UUAACAACCAUCUGUACCAUCAUUAAUUAUGGUGCCUUAUCAGCACUUUUGCUUAUGAUACCGCGCUAAGAAACUACUAUUGGAGAAGGCCUUAGAAAUUCAUUAUCUGUUAGUCUUUUACAUUACAUGAUUCUGUAUCUGUAGCUUCUCUCCAGCUGUCAGAAUUAUUAUCUUUUACUUUGUGAUGCCCUCCGCUGCGGCACGACGACGGUCAUGGUCAUCUCCUUUCACAUUGCAUCAAAUGCACCGUGGUCAACACUCAUGGUCUUCUCGAGUACACCAUGGUCAAGGUCAUCUCCUUGACAUCGCACCAAAUGCAGCACUGCCACAUCCACAGGACCAUGUCCUUUCACAUGGAAUCAAAUACGCGUCAUAGCCACUCAGGUCCCGUUCCAGUUUUUUUCGGGUCAACUGUAAGUCUCUCUAGCCAUAAAUAUAUGCAUUAGGGAGGCAGCCAUGAAAUUAAGUGUUACCUAGAAUAGAAGGCAUGCACUGCUGCCUGGCCUCAACUUCUAUAGUGCAAGGUUGUAGUGUAGAACCGUCGAUCGAUCAUGGGCAUCUUGGUAUUGGUUAUCUCUGUGUUGGUACUCGGGUCACUAGGAAAGCUAACAGCUCUGUCAUUCCUAGUUGUCACAAGCCAGCAGACUCCCAAGGGAAACUGGGCGCAACCAUCACGUCUUGGUUUCACGCUUGAUGGCUGCCCAACGAGCUGCGGCACUGUGAUCUUCACCUAUCCCUUUGGCAUCGGGUCCAGAUGCUCCCGCGGGCCUGACUUCAACCUCACCUGCAACGACGCCACUCAGCCCCCCAGGCUCUUCUUGCGCGACGGCAUCACCGAGGUGACUGACUUUGGCGAUCCUGUUUGGAACUCAAACUUUAUAUGGACCUCCUUCUCUCAUACGAUCCCCAUGAAACCUGGUGUCAAUGUCUACAACUUGUCUCUGAAACCGCCUGGGAGGUCCUUCCAUCUUUAUUCUGUUGAUCUAAACAUCACCGGCUGUGACCUGGAGGUGUACUCUGUUGAAGAGAACGCCAUCCGGUCGAUCUGCGCAACUGUGUGCCCAGAUCCAGAAAUCACAGAGAUGGUAGCUAUGCACAACUGUGAUGGCUUUGGAUGUUGUCGUGUACAAGUGGAAAACUAUGCCAGCACUCAUAAGUUCAAACUUGUCCACAACAUAAAAAACACGAGCACAGGCUCCAACCAGACCUCUCAGUUGUGGGAUAAAAUCAGCAUAACUACUGAUGGCUUAAAGCUCUCAUGGGAUAUAGGGAAUCAAUCUGCCUGUGUUGCCUGUAUCAGUGACCAUGCUGAGUGUGGCUACAACUACGCUGCAGAUGACCCCUACAUGACAUCAAGAAGUGGCUACAACUGUUUCUGCAACGAUGGAUAUACAGGCAACCCCUACAUUCCACAUGGCUGCUCCAACAAUGACAAAGGGUAUAAUCCGAUUCUGAGCAGGGCUGAUUGCAACCGUUGGUGUGGUAACAUUAGUGUGCAAUUCCCAUUUGGCUUCGAAGAGGGCUGCUUUGCCAGGGAAGAGUUUCACUUCAACUGCACAAAUAGAACAUCAUCCGCUUUCUUGUUGCAUGAGGAUUUGGAGAUAAUCGGCAUGGAUGUUAAUGAAGGGACCUUUAAUGUCACCGUUGCGGACCAACGAUUGGGGGAUCCCAUGUCUGAUGGACCAGAACGAAGCGGUCUUUUUUCUGCAUCGGGGUUAUUUCUCUCUGUCAAAUGGGUUGCUGCUCAUCUAAGUUGCGCAGAGGCCCAACGGAAUAGGUCGGGAUAUGCUUGUGUGAGUAUCAACAGCAAGUGUGUGGAAGUAAGCGCUGAUGAGAGGUUCUAUGCUGGUUACCGUUGCAAAUGCUCAGAUGGCUUCCAAGGAAAUCCAUACAUCCAAAGUGGUUGUCAAGAUAUUAAUGAAUGCCUUCAACCGAACAAAUGUAAAGGGUUCUGCCAUAAUACCAAAGGAAGCUUCAGGUGUACUAGUUGUCCUAGCAAGACUAAGUAUGAUCCAUUGAAAAUGCAGUGUACUAAGCUAAAUCAGCCUCUACUCUUAGGUAUUAUUAUUGGGUUGUCCUCUGGUUUUGGUGUUCUACUUCUGAGCUUCAGUGCAGUACUUCUCACGCGUAGGUGGAAAAAGAAUGUUCAGAAGCAACUACGGAAGAAUUAUUUCCGGAAGAACAAAGGUCUUCUCCUACAAAAGUUGGUGUCCUCUGAUGAGACUGCAAAUGACAAAACAACGAUUUUCUCAUUAGAAGAGCUUGAGAAGGCAACAAACAGCUUUGAUCCUACACGUGUCAUUGGCCGUGGGGGCCAUGGCUUGGUUUACAAAGGCAUGUUAUCAGAUCAACGUGUGGCUGCAAUAAAAAAGUCUAAGGUCAUAGAGGAGUGUGAGAUCAGUCAAUUCAUCAAUGAGGUCGCGGUCCUCACUCAGAUAAAUCACAGAAACAUUGUGAAGCUCUUUGGAUGUUGUCUCGAAACGGAGGUUCCAUUGCUGGUGUAUGAUUAUGUAUCCAGUGGCUCACUUUCUGAAGUUCUCCAUGCAGAUCCAAAUAAUGGUGUUUCUUUGUCUUGGGGUGAUUAUUUAAGGAUUGCCUUGGAAACAGCUGGUGCUCUGUCUUAUCUCCACUCUUCAGCUUCAAUAUCUAUCUUCCAUCGGGAUGUGAAGUCCUCAAAUAUACUCUUGGAUGUGAACUACACAGCUAAAGUUUCAGAUUUUGGCGCAUCAAGAUUGGUUCCUAUUCAUCAAACACACAUUGUCACGAAUGUGCAGGGUACAUUUGGAUACUUAGAUCCAGAGUAUUUCCACACUAGACAGCUAAACGAGAAGAGCGAUGUGUACAGUUUUGGUGUGGUACUAGUGGAGUUGCUUCUUAGGCUGAAGCCCGUUUUUACAAGUGAAUCAGGCACAAUCCAGAACUUGUCAAAUUAUUUUCUCCAGGAGCUCAAGGAGGGGAGAAUCACAAGUAUUGUUGAUUCUCAGGUCCUUGAGGAGGCAACUGAGGAAGAGAUCAACGGUGUUUCCUCUCUUGCAGAGCUUUGUUUAAGACUGCAUGGUGAAGAAAGACCCACCAUGAAACAGGUGGAGAUGGAAUUGCAAAAUCUGCUAACAAAACGGGUGAACUCAUGUCAAGCUGAUCCAAGUAAUGAAGAGAAGAUGCAACAAAUUCCACUAACUCGAAGAAGAGCUAGAACUACUCGCCAAUCUUCUGCAGCGGAAUUGGGAGAGAGAGUUGACAUGCGUUCAGGAGACAGCCAACGAUGUUAUAGCUUGGAGGGAGAGUUCAUGUCAUCUGCUAGCUUACCACGUUAGACGAGUCUGUUGAGAUCACGUAAUAGGUCAAUUUAUGGCUAGAUAAUUUAGGGCAUAAUGAUUGUGUAACUUUCCAAGGUUGGAAUUAUGCCCGUUUAUGUAUGUAACCUGAAUUUUAUUACUUUGAGAUGUGGAGUGAAUCACUGGCAUGUGUAUGGUGUUAAUGAGACUAGGGUCUUUGGA
This is a messenger RNA of Lolium rigidum, 3497 nucleotides long. Its product is annotated as wall-associated receptor kinase 5-like. Bases 552 to 3314 code for a protein of 920 amino acids. The record is from RefSeq and is a predicted model, not a curated record. The transcript is spliced from 4 exons. Gene Ontology annotation, cellular component: plasma membrane. NCBI's taxonomy places the organism in Eukaryota, Viridiplantae, Streptophyta, Magnoliopsida, Poales, Poaceae. Gene Ontology annotation, molecular function: polysaccharide binding; calcium ion binding; protein serine/threonine kinase activity. Gene Ontology annotation, biological process: protein phosphorylation; cell surface receptor signaling pathway.